CCUCCAAAAAAUAAAGCAAAGACGUGUGUCUUUUCUUGUGUUUAUGCUUAUGCUUGUGUUUGUGGCUGUAUUUGUACUUGUAAGCUUGUAUGCUUGUAUGCUUGUAUGCUUGUAUGCUUGUAUGCUUGUGUGCCUGUGUGCCUGUGUGCCUGUGUACCUGUGUGCAGCUGCCUAAAAGUGUACAUCCCCAUUAUGGAAGAUAUUGUUUUCUUAAAGUAG
Molecule: messenger RNA, 219 nt
Organism: Phycomyces blakesleeanus NRRL 1555(-)
Lineage: Eukaryota; Fungi; Mucoromycota; Mucoromycetes; Mucorales; Phycomycetaceae
Exons: 1
Source: RefSeq, a predicted model, not a curated record